UUACUCUUUAAUUUAUUAGCUCAUUGUUAGCAUUAAAUUAAUUUUCAUGACUCACAUUAAUGCAUUGGAUACAACCCAGCUCACUCUCAAACAUCUAGGUAGAAAUCUGAUUCUUCAAGAUUGCUGGGUUGGUUGUUUUACAUUAUUUUUCAAUGGCCUGUAUGAUUUCAGUUUUGAUUUCCUUAAUGAUGUCAACAAUUCUUUAUCAUUCUUUAAAUCAGAACUUACGAUCUGUUCACACAAGAAAUCACAUGUACCCAUGUUACUCUCUAACUAUUAUAUGAAUAUUUUAUUGGAUAUCGAUUUAUGCAUUGAUAAAUCUCUCUCUAUUAUAAGGGCUUCUUCAACCCCAUCACACAUUUGUGAAGGUUCUUGUGAAAAAUGGUGACAGCUCCAUUGGCGUCGUUAGCCUCAAAUGGUGAAACAAUUCCCCUUGUUGGGUUGGGAACAGCUGAAUUUCCUUUCAACUCAACUCGUGACACCGCAAAACAAGCUGCUCUCCAUGCAAUUCAACUCGGCUACAGACAUUUUGAUACAGCCGCACUCUACGGCACCGAGCAAGCUCUUGGCGAAGCCAUAGUUGAAGCUUUACGUCUUGGCCUCAUCAAAUCGCGCGAUGAGCUUUUUAUCACUUCAAAGCUUUGGGCCAGCAAUGCUCACCGUGAUCUUGUCCUCCCGGCAAUUAAGAACACUCUCAAGAAUCUGGGGUUGGAUUACCUUGAUCUUUAUCUCGUUCAUUUUCCGUUCAGAUUGACACCGAACACGGGGUUUCCAUUUGAAAAAAAGGAGAUUCUUCCAAUAGAUUUGAAAUCUGUUUGGGAGGCCAUGGAGGAGUGUCAAAAGCUUGGUCUUACCAAAUCAAUAGGGGUCGGAAACUUUUCGGUCAAGAAGCUUGAGAAAUUACUAGCCACCGCUAAAAUCCCUCCUGCUGUUGAUCAAGUGGAGAUGAAUCCGGUUUGGCAGCAAAAGAAGCUGAGAGAGUUCUGUAAGAAAAAGGGUAUUCAUGUAACAGCUUACUCGCCAUUGGGAGCAAAGGGAACUCCAUGGGGAACUGACCGUGUCUUGGACUCUGAAGUGCUCAAAGAGAUUGCUAGCAGUAGAAGGAAGUCAGCUGCUCAGGUUUCUCUAAGGUGGGUUCACGAGCAAGGAGUAAGUUUAGUUGUGAAGAGCUUUGAUGAAGGAAGAAUGAAAGAGAACCUGGAUAUCUUUGACUGGAGUUUAAGUGAAGAAGAGCUACACAAGAUAGCGCAUAUUCCACAAGUAAGAGGAAAUCCUGCUGAUUUUGCGGUAUCAGAAGAAGGUCCUUACAAGUCCAUUGAGGAGUUUUGGGAUGGAGAAAUCUAGAGUAUUGCACUAUAUCAUGUCAAUCUUAUCAUCAUUUAAUUACAUAAUUAAUAUGAUUAAUGGUUUCAAAUUCAAAAUUGAAU
Molecule: messenger RNA, 1427 nt
Organism: Pistacia vera
Lineage: Eukaryota; Viridiplantae; Streptophyta; Magnoliopsida; Sapindales; Anacardiaceae
Product: non-functional NADPH-dependent codeinone reductase 2-like
Cellular component (GO): cytosol
Molecular function (GO): aldose reductase (NADPH) activity
Source: RefSeq, a predicted model, not a curated record